GACGACGAUAGACCGAGCGAGUGACGCGUCAUCAACACCCGCCGCCCGCCUUUUUCUGUUGGAGCGAACCGGAAGAAAACAAAGCAGUGAUUAACGUAGUAUAUACUGCGGGAGCUGGCGGGUUUUAACCKUUUCCUCGGGGUUUCAUGAGCCCGUAGCCGUGUGUGCUGCUCGGUGGAGAACCGCAGGGAGCGGUGGGGUUUGAUAAAAGCGGUAAAACCUGCCGUGAUGAAAGUGAGACAGACCGUGAGGAUGGACUCCAGCACUGCUAGCAGCAUGGUGGCCCACCGAUCUGCAGGGAAGGAAAGCUCCAGCUCUGAUGAAGAGGAGUUCGUCCCGCUGUCGAAGCUCCUCAUGAGGCCGCAUAGCGACGACAAGAAGUCAUGUGACAACGCCCAAGGCAACGCCAACUCGAGGAAGAGCGGAGCUUCGGAUAAUUCAUCAGACGACGAGCCGCCAAAGAAACCAGCAGCGACGGAGAGAAAGGAAACUUCUCCUGCCAGAUCUGACGCCUCAGAGGCCAGAAACUCCGAUUCCAACGCAGCUGACGACUCCGAUAACGAGCCUCAGGUGAAAACAUCCAAACCUUCAGCCAGAGCAGCGAAGAAGAAACCGGUCGGGAGGAAGAAGAAAGCUUCAGAUGAUUCCUCAGAUGACGAGUCUCUACAAGAGAAGAAGAAACCAGCAGCAAAAGACAAAAAGGAAACUUCUCCUCCUCCCAAAUCUGACGCCUCAGAGGACAGGAAGUCGGCUGAUGACUCYGAUAACGAGCCUCCGGUGAAAACAYCCAGACCUUCAGCCAGAUCAGYGAAGAAGAAACCAGCAGGCAGGAAGAAGAAAGCUUCAGAUGACUCCUCGGAUGACGAGUCGCUACAAGAGAAGAAGAAACCAGCAGCAAAAGACAAAAAGGAAACUUCUCCUCCUCCCAAAUCUGACGCCUCAGAGGACAGGAAGUCGGCUGAUGACUCUGAUAACGAGCCUCCGGUGAAAACAUGCAGACCUUCAGCCAGAUCAGUGAAGAAGAAACCAGCAGGCAGGAAGAAGAAAGCUUCAGAUGACUCCUCAGACAACGAGUCGCUAAAAGAGAAGAGGAAACCAGCAGGCAGGAAGAAGAAAGCUUCAGACGACUCCGACGACGACGAGCCGCUGACCAAGAAGAAGAAACCAGCAGCGAAAGACAAAAAGGAAACUUCUCCUCCCAAAUCUGACCAGUCAGAGGACAGAAACUCUGAUUCAAACGCAGAUGAUGACUCUGACUACGAGCCUCAGGUGAAAACAUCCAAACCUUCACCCAGAGCAGUGAAGAAGAAGAAAACCCCAGGGAGGAAGAAGAAACCAGCGGGCAGGAAGAAGAAAGCGUCAGAUGAUUCCUCGGAUGACGAGUGGCUACAAGAGAAGAAGAAACCAGCAGCAAAAGACAAAAAGGAAACUUCUCCUCCUCAAAAAUCUGACGCCUCAGAGGACAGGAAGUCGGCUGAUGACUCCGAUAACGAGCCUCCGGUGAAAACAUCCAGACCUUCAGCCAGAUCAGCGAAGAAGAAACCAGCAGGCAGGAAGAAGAAAGCUUCAGAUGACUCCUCAGACAACGAGUCGCUAAAAGAGAAGAGGAAACCAGCAGGCAGGAAGAAGAAAGCUUCAGAUGAYUCCUCRGAUGACGAGUCKCUACAAGAGAAGAAGAAACCAGCAGCAAAAGACAAAAAGGAAACUUCUCCUCCUCCCAAAUCUGACGCCUCAGAGGACAGGAAGUCGGCUGAUGACUCCGAUAACGAGCCUCCGGUGAAAACAUCCAGACCUUCAGCCAGAUCAGUGAAGAAGAAACCAGCAGGCAGGAAGAAGAAAGACGCCUCCGACGACGACGAGCCGCUGACCAAGAAGAAGAAACCAGCAGCGAAAGACAAAAAGGAAACUUCUCCUCCCAAGUCCGACCAAUCAGAGGACAGAAACUCUGAUUCAAACGCAGAUGAUGACUCUGACUACGAUCAUCAGGUGAAAACAUCCAAACCUCCAGCCAGGUCAGCGAAGAAGAAACAAACUCCAGGGAGGAAGAAGAAACCAGCGGGCAGGAAGCAGAAAGCGCCGUCAGAGCGCGACGAAAGCUCCGACGACGAGCCGUUAAGCAAAGUUGCUCAGGAACUUCCUGCGAAGAGGAAGAGGAAACCCGUCCAGCUGUUCUCUAAAUCCUCUCCGGUUGUGAAAUCCAAGAGGAACGCCUCCAGGAGGAGCGUAAACUACGCCGAGACGUCGAGUGAGCACAGCUCUGAUGACGAGCAGCUGCUUGUGACGAAGAAGACGACAAACGACUCAUCCAGGAGAGCGACGGCUUCCAAACAAAAAUCCCUAAAAGAUGCUUCGUCUUCCGAAGACGACGGCUCUCCCCGACGGAAACCGAGUCAGGAAUCCACGAAGAGCAAGAGGCUGCGAGGAAGACCGACGAAGAAGGCCUCAGGAAACUGGGAUGACGACGACAGCUCAGAUGACGAAGCUGCGGCGAAUCGCUCCAACCAGAGAACAAAGAGCAGAACAAAAGCUUCGACCCGGAAACGGAGGAAUCAGAAGCAGAAAACGUGGAAAGACGUGCCGAGCAGCAUUUCAGACGAGGAGGCUGCGAUCCGAACAGCCAAACACACAGAAGUGACCAGAAAGGUGAAAGUCGCUCUGCAGAGGUGUGACGGUGAAGACAAAGAGUCCGCUGCAGCCGCCGCCGCCGCCAAACCCACAACAGAAGAAGAAGAGACCGAAGAAAAGUCGACAGCAGAAAAAUCCUCUGAGGAGGAAUAAGAGACAAAACUUUCCUUUAAAACUAGUUACUCCUGAAUUCAUCUGUAGGCUUUUAUACAUUUUGUUUCACGUUUUUAGGUUGGGGAUCAACUUUUCCAGGUUCCUGAAAUGAUUUUUUUUUGUCUUAUUUGUGGCUGUUUGCCUGAAGUUCCUCUGGUUUUUAGAAAAUGUUUUUAAUCGUGUUGUGAGUCGUCGUCCACUCUGCAUGCAGGUACACACACCUAGUUUUAGGAUUUUCAUUUUAUAUCAGUAGAAAAUUAGGUGGAAUCCCUCCUUUAGUGUCAUAAUAAAAUUAUUUAACCACCUCCUAUAAAAAAUGUUUCCCAAAAUAUUUCAAGUUUAGGGAAGGAAAUUGGAUUUCUAAAGCAUUUUUUUAUACUUUGAAAGAACUCUGGCAGUGAGAGUUACUGAAUUAUGUGAUGUUUUGGGUGUAAAUGGGGUAAAAAUGGGUUUUCUCUCCUUUUUGGAGGAGAAAUGAUGAUAUUGUUGGAAAUUAUAACUUUGUUUUUCUUUUUUUUUUCACAAUAAUCUCCUGAGGUAUGCUAUAAUAUUUGUCCCGUUUAAGAAAAAUGUUUCAUGUUUAAAAUAUACCUAGUGGUGUGUUCCUUGACGUUCAAAUGUGCAGGUUUUAUGUAUGUUAAUAUUAAAAUUUGCUACAUUAUUUGAAAA
This is a messenger RNA of Poecilia reticulata (guppy), 3447 nucleotides long. NCBI's taxonomy places the organism in Eukaryota, Metazoa, Chordata, Actinopteri, Cyprinodontiformes, Poeciliidae. The record is from RefSeq and is a predicted model, not a curated record.